Molecule: messenger RNA, 4788 nt
Organism: Echinococcus granulosus
Lineage: Eukaryota; Metazoa; Platyhelminthes; Cestoda; Cyclophyllidea; Taeniidae
Product: Autophagy-related protein
Exons: 23
Coding region: 1-4788 (1595 amino acids)
Biological process (GO): reticulophagy; piecemeal microautophagy of the nucleus; autophagy of mitochondrion
Cellular component (GO): phagophore assembly site; extrinsic component of membrane
Molecular function (GO): phosphatidylinositol-3-phosphate binding
Source: RefSeq, a predicted model, not a curated record
AUGGUACGCUUGACAGGUGCAACCAUACAGACAGAUAAGCAGAUCGUCUCCUUCUCAGAGCCAGACAACCUCCCCCUUCCGGCCAUCCGUCUGCGCAGUUCAGAUACCGUUCAUUAUGUGGAAGUAGCCACUAUCCUUUUGGAUUUGGAUCCCAGUCUAGUUGAUCGUGUUCACAGAAUUGUUGACGCUUUGGAAGCGGUACAGGAAAUCUCUCCUAUCAUUUCGCGAGCCAUCGCUGAAGCUGCAGAUAUUGUGGUGAUGGAUGACGACCGCUCUGGGAUUCAUAAAUGGCUUGGAGUGGAAGGGUGGGAUAUGAACCUGGGCCGAAACCACCAAAAAUCUUACCGUAGUGCGUUCUGUAGCGAUCAUUGUCGAAGUUUUCGUGCAUCUCCAAUUGAAAUCGCCUGUGCUUCUCUUCACGCAGUUGUUCGGAUUCCCAUUCCCUUAGAAUCUGUGCCUUCGUUACCCAGUGAAGAUUUGGACCAAAUGCGCAAGCGUUUAUGGGCCCAAACUGCAAGUAGACAAGAAUGCCCGUUGGCGUGGUGGAAACCUUGUCUUCGUUCGGAAUCUCUGGCUAUUCGUUUGUUUGGUCUUGUUGCAAACUUUGGAAAUAAUCAGGGAUACCCACCCGGUGUUAUGACUUAUCGAAUCAAGUUUUCCCAACUUGAAGGUAGUGACUCUAAUGUUAGCAAAAAAGCAAUGGAUUUCUCCAAGGAUUCAUCUUUCAAUGGGACCGAAUUCGACAAUAAGUCCUUUCUAGUUCUUAAAAAAACUUCAAGUCAGGGAGCUGCAAGUAUCUUCGUUCGCAUUGCUCCAGAGGAUCGUCGGUAUCUCAGUGGCCUCCCUGUAACAUCUCAGUCGCGUUCUCAUUAUUUAGCCGCGGUUUCAACUGGGAAUGUCACAAUGGCAACGCAACCUGAUGGGUCACAACAGAUGUCGUCGUCGUUGGCGAUGUCACCCGGACCUAAUGACGAUUCUUUUCCCUUAUCGGUCGAACCCUUUCAGAACGAGGAUAUUGAAGAGGAACUCAUAGCGAAUGUCAUAGCACAAAGUCAGCGAAGUCCCUUCAUUAGGAGAGCUAUGUUUUUGGGAGAGGAUUUACAGAACUUGUGGGAUAAGAAAUCCCUUUUACCCGGUGAUUCUGAACAUCUCAAAACCUACAACGUUGCAGCCUCUAACCAAUCACAAUACCUCGUGGUCUUGUCAAUUCCGGAUGUCUUGUUAAGGGUUCCCAAUGAAAGCGCCCUCGCUUUGCUCUACACUCGCCUACUGACUGACCUGGCACUGUGGAAAAGUCUGCUUCCUUCAAAACGGCGAACUCGAGCAGUACUACUAGUGGGUGGUGGCCUACGGCCGCCUUUCAAUGUUUCUGAUCAUCGUUACUGGUUCUACACUGAACCUGUCCCAAUUGGAAGCAUUUACGCGCAUCCAUCGGCUGCUUUGGCUGCCGAAGAACGACACAGAAAGCGCGCAGAUGAUCUUCGUUUUGGCGAGUCUACCGAGUCUUCUUCGACAGAAUCUGAUGCCAACGCCUUAACUACCCCACUGAGUCCAGAAUUAACGGAACAGUAUGAAUUUGAAGGCAUCCAUUCUCCUAGCCGAGUCUUUCAGUCUCAUCCCUCCUUCUUCUCGAUCUCCAUUGAUUCUUUGGAGGCUCAGAUUCGCCUCGACACCUCGCAGAAACCUUUCACCACCCCUUUGACUGCCAUCCUCGCAUCUCGCUCUGUUACCAUGACAACGGAGGUUAAUCCGUGCGGAAAAUCAGAUCUGGUCUACGUCACGCUGACUUGCGAUCAAAUUAAAGGUCAUGUGUCAGGUUUCACUGAAAUAAAAAACAAAUCUGGCGCUAACGAUAACUCCUCUACCCAAUCGAGAACCCACAUACCUCUGCUCCUCCCACUUACCCUCUCAAACGAUGAUACUGCUGAACCCAUGUUAUCCCUAGCUGUGGAGAAACGAUCCAUCCCUAUCUAUGGUCCACUUGAGCCUCUAGCUCCGAGCUAUUCAAACGAUAUUACUGUAGCACUUAAACUGCGUCUGGGAUGCCUCUGCUACUGGCCUUGUCUUCGCGCCUGGAUGGAACGAUUUUCAGGAUUACAAGUUGAUCAAAUUUCAAUGGAGUACGCCUCCCUCUUUUGUCCCUCUUACAACAUCAAGAUUCACUGGCAUUUGGAGAAUUCUGUUUUUCAUAUGCCUCCUGUUUGCGCUUUUGAUGGAAUUGUGGAUGGUGAAAGGAUGGAAGCCUCUCCUAUCAGUCCAGCACCUACUCCCGGUCUGGACUCUCUUCGACCGUUGAUUUUCGCGCAAAAUGUGACGGCAUUUUCGAAAUUUGUGACGCCUACUGGUCACAUCGCGUUUUUUGAGAGAACAGCUUUGUGGUUGACUCCUUCGCAGCCAGUAAUUUCGGCCAAGAAGUCACAGAAGCUUCGGAUGCCAUCUGGUGAACAGCAGGAUGGCCUAUCGCAAGCCGUAUGGAGGGAGGUUAAGGCUUUAAAAUGUCUUCUCGGUGACGAUCUAAACGCCAUUAUCCACCGGUCUGUCAAGGUUAUCGAUCUAGACAACUUGGAGCUGCGUUUUGUCUCUAAAGGUGUUGACAGUGACGGCGCUAAUCAGACGCAUUCCCCACACGUGGAUGUUCGACUGACCAUCAACUUAAUUCGACUCACGACCUGCUUGGACAGCUUGGUUGCUCUUCGACUAAUUUUGGAGGGUUUUAACCGAUCUCCUGAAUCUCCACCACCAAGGAAACCUUCUGAGUUUCCCGUUUUAAUUAAUCCCCCUCUUGGUGACGAGUCAUCGAGACGAUCGAAAAUUGAGAACCUCAUCUCGGCAGCCAUCUCCGAUGUUGACGUAGUAAAUUGUCCCCCCCUUUCGUGUUUAACCAUCACCCAAAACGAGGAAGAUUUCGUGGUGAUUGCUAAAGAGUCCUCCGAAAUGCCUCCCCCUCGUCAGCCAGUGAAAGUUCUUAAGGAUGGAACUCAAGUUAUGUCCUAUUCUCCCAUUCUAAACAUCUGCGAAGACUUCUAUGGGGAAAGCAAAUGUUUAACUCCCAUUCCCAAACGACAAGGACUAUUCUCAGAUCCCUUUGGCAGCGAAAGUCUAUUUGCCUUCACCAUUUAUGACGUUUCCGUCGAGUGGACCUUCUUUGGAGGUCUAGAUUUUCCUUCUUUAUGUUCUGGCACUGAUGUGGAAGAAAAUCUUAGACGGUCUUUAUCAAUUCCCAACCUUUGUGCACUUUCAAGUUUCUGUCGACAGAAUGAUCAGAAUGCAACCCUUCGUCUUUCAAAUGUAUACUUUCGCAAAUCCAUAUUCAAUCCACCCGCCGACUAUCAACCAUUUCGACAUAGAACUAGAAAGAUAUCCAACUUCAGCGGGUCUCCUUUUUCCAUCGUCCCGAUUUCAAAUCAUCCGGUGGAACGAUAUGCUCUACGCAUUACGGAUUUGAAGAUUGUGGACGGUUUGCCACAAUCGAUGAUCAACCAUCUUUUUCAUGUUCAACAAGGUCGAGCAAGAGAAGGCAGUCGUUUUAUUGAAGCUGUGAGAGCCACUGUACUAAUGUGGCCCUCUUCCACCCCUGUGAUCACAGAUUACGAAGCUGAAGUAAAAGUCUCCAUCCAACCGCUUCAAAUCAAUCUGGAUCAGGCAAUGUUUGUAUUUUUGCGUGCUCAUCAUACAGCCCUCACCCAAUUGACAGAGCGAUACCUGCAGGACAUGGAAAAGCGGGUGUGUCUCUUUUGCGUUCGUUCCAGUUCCGCCGAAGGAAAUGGAGAAACUGCAUCCAUAUCCUUUCUCCCUCCUACCAGCACCAGCUCAGAAGAUGAAGACCAGCCUAUUUUCUUCAAGCGGUUGACUCUUACUCCUUCUCUUCCUAUACGAUUUAACUAUCACGGACAUCAGUUGGAUCUGUCUCAGGGCCCUCUCAUUGGUCUACUAGCAUUGUGCCUUCGGUUAAAGAAUGCAGAAUUAGUUCUUCCUCGAUGGGUGUAUCAGAGGGGCUAUAGAGGUGUCUAUAGUCUUAUCGAAGAAAUCAUUUCCCAUUGGACAUCUACUCUGCACGAUAAUCUACUACAAAUUUUGGCCACCAGUAUUGGACCGAUGAAUGAAAUCUCGAGCAUUCUCGUUGGGGUACGAGACUUUGUUCUUCACUCGGUGACUGCUUUUGCAACGCCACUUCGAUCCUUCCAUCGGAAUAGAAAUCAGUGUCUGCGUCGUCAGCAGUUAGCACGUCCCUCAGCAGAUCAGGUGGUGCAGGGUCUGCGAAGCGGCGUCCGAGCUCUUUCGGACAACGCCGUCUGGCCGAUCGUCGAGCUGUCUACUGAAGGCGUUCGAACCGUCCAAUGCCUUUUUGAGACUGUCUUCGACGUUCUCUCUCCCGGUCCGUCAAUCCGCAACCGCCGUCUGGGUCAUGUGAAACAAACAAAUACUUCUGUUUCCUCUUACUUCACCAAAAACAUUGGUUUGUCUAAAAGCGGGGACGAGUUGACUUCAGCAACGACCACUCAGCCCAACGACCUGCGAGAAGGCGCGGCUCUCGCUGUACAAACGAUCCGUCGCAACGCUGCUCACUUCGCCGCUGACUUCAAGGCCUCCUUUGCCGAUCCUGAUCCCCAAAAAGGCUCCGUCGGCGCCUUGGGUGAUGUUCUACGACAAAUUCCCCCAGCCACGGUCGUUCCCUUCGUCAUUGGCUGUGAGGUUGGUGCAAACCUCUUACAUGGUUUGCGAAAUCAACUGCGACCGGAGGCAAAGCUUGAGGAUAGAGAAAAGUGGAAAAGUGGAUCCAAACUCUGA